GUACGGUAUACCAUAUCGACCGUAAUUGUUUCCGUUGUAAACAUUAUAGAAUGUAAUAACAAUGCAGUUUCUGUUUUAUCUGAGAUGGAGUUUCGUAUUAUAUACAAUUUUAUGUACCACACUUCAGUAUGAAAAUUCUACAGCAAGCAUUCUACCAUGUGAAGACCUUUUGAUGGGUCAGUACUUCUGUAAAGACCCAGACAUAGACACCGAAACGCAGGCUGAAGUGAACUGUAACCCAAAGAGUAAGACCACAUUGACAGAGUGCAUUAUUGCUGAAGGCAUAGAAUGCAUUCCAGAAAAUUCAGACGUGCCUCACACUCACAAUGGAACAGAAGUUGGUUUCCACAUGGCAGUACCCUGCAGGUGGACCAAUGGAUACAAGUUUGAGACUGCAUUACUUCUAUCGGUUUUUCUUGGUAUGUUUGGGGUGGAUAGAUUUUAUCUGGGCUACCCGGCAAUUGGACUUCUGAAAUUUUCUACCAUGGGUUUCUUCUUCCUUGGACAGUUAAUCGAUAUAUUGCUAAUAGCUCUGCAAGUGGUGAAACCAUCAGAUGGAUCGGAAUACAUCAUGAACUAUUUCGGUGUUGGACUGAGUCAUGUUCAGGCAGAUAAUGACACUUAUAUUAAGCCAGAUGAAUCAUGGAACUUAUCUUGACCAAAGGAAAAAACAUUCUAUAAUAUAUGUGUUUAAUGUUUUGCACAAUAGUGGAUAGUGGAUUUAAGUUCAGGAGGUUUCUUCCAAGAUUUUUAGCUGUUUCAUGUUUGCUACAAAUAUGAAUAAUUUUGAAACUUUACUGUACUUGCAAGUAUUGUAUUAAGUACAUGUAUGUAUAUGGAAUUUUAAAGAAAUAGUUGAUCCUAAAUUUUGAUUUAAAAAAAAAUGAAAAUAUCACAUUUGAAAUAAUAGACAGUGCAAAUUUUAUGUAUGUUCAACAAACUGAGAAAAGUUUAUUUAAAAUCUUAUUGUCAAAUAUAUUACAGUCUGUGACAUAUAUGUUCAACAGAAAAAAGAUAACUAGGAUGUAAAAUAUCUAAAACCCUACAUGUGUUACCCAGUGCAAACUUCAUCUUGUUAUACAGAGGUACAUGCACUUUGAAAAAAAAAAUACUGAAGUGUCUUUAAAAAUAAAUAUUUACAAUUUCCUGUA
Molecule: messenger RNA, 1151 nt
Organism: Ostrea edulis (European flat oyster)
Lineage: Eukaryota; Metazoa; Mollusca; Bivalvia; Ostreida; Ostreidae
Product: TM2 domain-containing protein CG10795-like
Exons: 2
Coding region: 62-658 (198 amino acids)
Source: RefSeq, a predicted model, not a curated record